GAGGUGGGGAAAAGUACUUACUUAACACAGAGGAGAUCAGAGAAAACUGCUUGGAAGAGGGUGACCUCUGAGAGAUGGAACUGAGAAGAGGGAGAACUUAUUCCAGCGGUGGGAAGAGGCUAGUGCCUGGUUGAAUUCAGGAAUGAAUUCAGAAAAUGGAAGACUGAUAGACUGAUGUCUUACAAGUGGCUCUCUGAAAAAUUUUUUAAAGGUUUAAUCAUCUUUCUUUAAUCACUUUCCUUGGUCUUGGAAUACUGUGUAUUGGUUCCAAAGCAGAAGAGUGGUAAGGAUUAGGCAAUGGGGGUUAAGUGACUUGCCCAGGGUCACACAGCUGAGAAGUGUCUGAGACUAGAUUUGAACCCAGGACCUCCCAUCUCCAGGCUGGCUCUUAAUUCACUGAGCUACCCAGCUGUCCCCUCUCCAUCAUUUUUCUUAACAAAAUAAUAAAUCUAGCACUGAUUUAGGGAGGGAGGAUGCGUGGGAGAAGGAAAGGAAGAGAAAUACAUUGAAACAUUUAACACUCAGCAAGGGUUUAAGCUGGCCCCAACACACCAAUGGUGAACUUUGUCUGGAAUCUAGAAUUCAUAUAAUGCGAAUAAAGCUGAAAAGAUAGAAUAGAGUUUAUAUUUAUCUUAGAGAGACUAGGGAGCCAAGGAGAGUUUUCUUUCUUUCUUUUUUUUAAACCUGUUUUAGAAUGGACACUAAGUAUUGGUUUCAAGGGAGAAGAGCAGUAAAAGUAGGCAGUUGGAGUUACAUAACUUGCAGGGCCUCACAGCUAGGAAGUGUCUGAGGCCAGAUUAACCCCAGGACCUCCCAUCUGGGUCUCCCUCUCUAUCCAUUGAGCCAUUUAGCUCUCGCCCACUUUUCAAGGGGAGAGGGGUACCACUGUCACAUCUGUUCUUUAAGAAGGUUAUUGAGGCAGCAGCAUGGAGAAUGGAUAUAAGAGGCUGUUGCAGUAGUUGGAGAGGAGAAACAGUGACUGGUAGAGACUUGGCUUCUUGUCAAGACCUGGGAGGUACUACCUUUGGCACACAUUGGCUGAGUGACCCUGGGCAACUGGCCCAGCCUCUCAGUGAUCGUGGAUACUCUCUUAAGUUGCGGAGAAAUUGUCUACUUUGGUAGAGGAUAGGCACUCCCUACCCUGAUAAAAGAGUACAGGUCUGACCAAAACAAAUAACAAAGACCAAACCAACAACCUCAAAACAGUAUUCUAGUUAGAGGUGAUGAGGGCUUGAAUCAGAGUGGUGGUUGUGUGAGGAGUCUGGGAUUCUAAAGGGUCUGGUAACUUGGAAGGAUGUUAAGACCCUUAGUAUGAAAAUGAGGAGCUUAGGAGGAGAGCUGGGUCUGGGGUAAUAAUGAAUUCCAUUUUGGACACAUUGAAUUGGAGGUGGCAGUUGGAUUCCAGAUAGAGGUGUCUCCUGGCAUCAAAGAUACAAAGGCAGGACCUCUCUCCACAACAGUACCAUGAGAGAGGUAAUACCAAGAUUAGUAUCCCCACUUUAUUGAUGAGAAAACUGGAGCUCAGAAGAGUCAGAUAAUUUCUGAGGUGGCUUUGCCAAUAAGUGGAAUUGAAUUGAGGAGUCAGCAAUAUAGAGAUAUUAAUUAAACCUAUGAAAGCUAAGGGAGAGAGUAUAGAGAAGGAAGAAAAUGCUGACCCAGAAACCUAGGGGACACUCAUGACCAGUAAAGUCAUCUGGGAAGUAGACAGGUCAGGAGGAGCACCAGGAGACAACAGUGUCAGGGAGGAAUCUCAAUGUCAAAAGCUGUAGGGAGGUUGGGGAAGAUAAGAACUGAGGAAACAUCAUCAAAUUUAGAAAAUAAGAGAUCUUUGUGAACCCAUGAGAAUAGCAUUUCAUCAGAGUAGAGGAAGAAAUAGAAUUCAGGGGAUGAAAAGGAAACCUACAGUGACAAAUUGGAGGCAGUAAGUGCCAAGCAGAAGAGAUAAUAGGCCAAUAGUUUUAAAAAGAUGGUAAUCGAGCAAAGACUUGUUAAAGGGUAGAUGAGACCUAAGCAGUUUUAUAGAUGCAGAGAAGGAGCCAUUAGAUGAGAGGAGAUUGAAGAUAGGGAGUGGGAAAAAAUUAUCCACAGGGCAAAUCCUUGGAAGAGAUAGAAUCAUAAACAUAUUUUACAAGGGUUAAUCUAAGCAAGUAGGAGGAUCACUUCUUUCUCAGGGAUUGGAGUAGUACAGAGGACUGGUAAAAUAUGAGGGAGAUGAGACACUUUGCAAUGGAUAAACCAGCUUUUCCCAGUGAAUUUGGGGAUCAGAAGAGAGUGAAAAAGAUGAGAUUCAACUAGGGAUGAAUAAAAGAAUUGCCAUUGGAGGAUGAGGAGUGCAGUUGAGGUUAGAUAACAUGAAUUAUUAGACAAAGAUGGUCUACUAAGCUGGUGAUAAAAUUAUGUCAGUGACGUUUAUUUAGCAACUUGGGGAGAGAUUCUGGAAAUAACGUGGGAGUUGGAGAUUAGCAGAGUAUGAAUGGAAGAAGGACAGUGGGGCAAAGGAAUAUAAGAUUGAACUGUAGGGACCAGAUUGUGAAAGGAGAGAAGGAGCUCAGAGGAAGGAUAAACUGGGAGAAGAGGGAGAGAUUGGAGGUUCCUGUGAAAGUAUGAGAGAGGCAUAAGAGGAAGGAAAUCUAGGGAGAGGUGGCUGUAUGGGAAGUUUUGAUCACAAAGGGGGACUCAGUUAAGAUCAUGAAGGAAGAACAGUUUUGAGUGAUGUAAAGCCUUAGGUGUGAGCACCCUGUGGGUAGCUGGGAUAGAAUUGGAGGUCAUGGCAGUUGAAGAAGUUGAUAAACUGGACGCCCAGGCUGUUGAGGCUACAUUAGUGCAAAUAUUGAAGUUAUCAUGGAUUGACUGGUAGGGAUUGAGUGGAGCAGAAAAGAGAGCUCUGAGUCAGGAAGAGAGACCUGGAGGCUGAUGGAUCUUUACCCACCACAGAGAUGAGGACAGUGAUGGGUGCAGAAGGUGGGUCACCUCUUUCUUCUCUGCCUCGGGUGUUUCUCCUUUAAUAUCUCCCUGUUUGGGGGUUUGCUGCAGAAACCAGUGAGUAAGUAGGAUGGUGCAAUGCUAAAGAAUGGUGCAAUGUGAGGUUGCUUUAGGGGAACUAACAUGUAAACUUUGGGGUUUUCUUUGCUUCAUCUGACAGGGAGCUCACAAACUUCCAUAACUAAACAUGUGAUGGAUGCCUGUUGUUGCUAGGUUGGGAAACUAAGACAGAGAGACAGGAAAUGAUUACCCCAGAGCCAUCCUCAGAAGCUUUUGAUUAAGGAGCACGGAUGAAGGAGUGGUGGAUCCAGGUGGGCCUCCUGGGCAUCCCUCUUCUGGCCGUCUACCUGCACAUCCCUCCUCCCCAGCUCUCCCCGGAACUCCACUCCUGGAAGUCUUCGGGCAGGUUCUUCACGUACAAAGGCCUGAGCAUCUUCUACCGAGACUCCUGGGGGGCGGUCGGGAGUUCAGAAAUUGUGGUGCUUUUACACGGCUUUCCAACCUCGAGCUACGACUGGUUCAAGAUCUGGGAGGGCCUGAGCCAGCGCUUUCACCGGGUGAUCGCCCUUGAUUUCCUAGGCUUCGGCUUCAGCGACAAGCCGAGGCCCCAUCAGUACUCCAUCUUUGAGCAGGCCAGCAUCGUGGAGGCGCUGCUGGGACAGCUGGGGCUUCAGAACCAGAGAAUUCACCUCCUGUCUCAUGACUACGGGGACACCGUGGCUCAGGAGCUGCUCUACAGGUACCAGCGGAACCGGACCGGCAGGCUUCUCAUCGGCAGCCUUUGUCUGUCCAAUGGAGGUAUCUUUCCUGAGACUCACCACCCCACCUUACUCCAGAAGCUGCUCAAAGAUGGAGGCCUGAUAUCUCCCAUCCUCACUCGCCUGAUGAACUUUUUCUUCUUUGCUAAGGGCCUCACAGUGGUCUUUGGGCCGUACACAAGGCCCUCCGAAGCUGAGAUGUGGGAUAUGUGGGCUGGGAUUCGAACCAAUGAUGGCAACCUGGUCAUUGACAGUCUCUUACAGUACAUCAACCAGAGAAAGAAGCAUCGAGAUCGCUGGGUGGGGGCUCUCGCCUCCAUGGCUGUUCCCCUUCAUUUCAUCUAUGGGCCAUUAGAUCCAGUGAAUCCUCAUCCAGAAUUUAUGAAUCUUUAUAGGAAAAUGUUACCCCAAUCCACAGUGUCAAUUUUGGAUGAUCACAUCAGCCACUAUCCGCAGCUAGAGGAUCCUAUGGGUUUUCUGAAUGCAUAUUUGAACUUCAUCAACUCUUUCUGAGGGGUGACGAGUCGUUUUCCUUGCUCUGUUUCCUUCUAAUCAUGGUUUCAAAUUAGGAACUGAUGCUCCAAAGAUAUCAGGAUCAUGAAAGCCAUUCUAUUUAUGUCACGAAAUAGUACUCCUAGUAACUUCAUGAGCUUCAAUGAGUUUUGUUCCAACCAUCUAUCUUCUUCCAAAAGUAUUUUCCAGGCUGACAGUCAGUCAAAUGUAUGGACUUGGCCAUGUCUUCUUGAGUUAGAAAUUCUACCUGACCAUCUCACAUCAUUCAAGAAGGAAAACCAGCAACAUUCUUUUUCACAAAAGUUUUAAAUGUGAUGGACCCUUGGAAUUUGAAGAUGCCAGUUUCUGGUCCAAUCCCAAAGAAUCAUGCAAUAAGAAAAGUGGAGUGACUUCAAAAGCCUCCCAGUUUGCUUUGCCUUCCAACUUGGCUUGAAAGGCAAAUAUAUGCUUGCAUGUUCUAUAACCAACAUGAAGCAUCAUGGUAAGCCAGAUCCUAUGUUUUGAGAUGACUUUGGAUUACUUUCACCAUUUCAUGUAACAUCUUGUAGAAGUAUAAUUACAGUUGAAAAUAAUGCAGUAUUAAGUGUAUCUUACUCUAAGACUGAAUUAUGUUUCACCUACACAUUUAAGUAAUUUUUUAUAAAGACACUAAACCAGCAGGUAUAUACUGUGGCUGAGUAAUGGAUCUAAUGAAUUAUUAAACGUUAAUUUUUGUACAAGUUGAAUUAAAUUUAAACUGUUUUUAAAGUUACCUAAAAUUCUGAGGCAUGAAAGAUCAAUAAUGUCUGUCAAGAGAAUUACUUAGAUCAGCUGAUAUGAAGGCAAGGUACUCUCAGCUAACAGAAGUCUAUUUAUACCUCAGUGUUUAUAAGGAUACCCCAAAUGGUGGAAUGUGUGUCCUUGUCCUGCAAUAGGAGGGCAGGGGAUUGUCACAUAAGCCAAUCUGCUCUGUUGAAUUCCUUUUAUGAAGAUUGCUCAGCUUCCCACAGGCUGGCUCAAGUGGCCUUCUCUUUUAGCUUAAUUCUUCCUGUGUUGAACAAAGGAUUUGUAUAAGUAAGAUUCUGAAAGACCUUUAAGCAAAUGGUGCUGAAUUCCAUGUUUUGUUAGCUACAACUGCAGUAUCUCAGUGAAGCAGGAAUAUUCAUUAUUUUAGCCUUUUUUUAUUAGCAACUUCAAGUAUAACAAAUUUCAAAACUUGAAACUGGAAUAAUUGUUUAUUUUCUAUUAAUAAAAAUGAAUUUUGACAAAAA
This is a messenger RNA of Monodelphis domestica (gray short-tailed opossum), 5503 nucleotides long. RefSeq names its product mesoderm specific transcript (gene MEST). Gene Ontology annotation, molecular function: monoacylglycerol lipase activity. The record is from RefSeq and is a predicted model, not a curated record. Gene Ontology annotation, biological process: acylglycerol catabolic process. Gene Ontology annotation, cellular component: membrane. NCBI's taxonomy places the organism in Eukaryota, Metazoa, Chordata, Mammalia, Didelphimorphia, Didelphidae.